Corvus hawaiiensis (hawaiian crow) is the source of this 10105-nucleotide messenger RNA. RefSeq names its product mitogen-activated protein kinase binding protein 1 (gene MAPKBP1). The coding region runs from base 330 to 5396 and encodes 1688 amino acids. The transcript is spliced from 32 exons. NCBI's taxonomy places the organism in Eukaryota, Metazoa, Chordata, Aves, Passeriformes, Corvidae. The record is from RefSeq and is a predicted model, not a curated record. Gene Ontology annotation, molecular function: protein binding.
CGCCCGCGGGGGCGGCCCGCGCCGCGGCCCCUCCUCGGGGCAGGCCGGCUGCAUGGGCAGGCGCUGCGGGGCACCGUGGGCGCCGAGAUCGCCGUUCCUGGGCGCCAGUUUAGAUUACUGCUGAUUUGAUCCUCUGGAAUCUGCAAAAGGAAAGUCUGCCAGCCUCUGUGAAUAGCUUUGCAGUGUAACAGGAGUGGAGUUCCCGAGCAGAGAGAGAUAUGUGAAUGUGUGGGAGCAAAGCUGAGCACAGUGGUGUUUCUGCCUCAAACCUGGGCUCGUUCCCCAGGCACAGUCUGUGUGUGGGGUGAAUACCUCCGUGGCACCUGGAGAUGAUGUCAGUCGAAGGGUCUACGAUAACAAGUCGGAUCAAAAAUCUGCUUCGCUCGCCUUCCAUUAAGCUGAGGAGAAGCAAGCCUGGGAACAAGCGAGAAGAUAUAGGCAGCAAGGUGACUUUGGAGAAGGUGUUGGGCAUAACCGUGUCAGGAGGCAGAGGAUUAGCCUGUGACCCCAGAACUGGCCUCGUUGCUUAUCCAGCAGGGUGUGUUGUUGUGCUGUUCAAUCCUAGAAAAAAUAAGCAACACCAUAUUCUAAACAGCUCCAGGAAAACAAUUACAGCACUUGCUUUCUCUCCAGAUGGAAAAUAUUUGGUUACAGGAGAGAGCGGGCACAUGCCAGCAGUUCGGGUAUGGGAUGUGGCUGAGCGAACCCAGGUGGCUGAGCUCCAGGAGCACAAGUAUGGUGUGGCCUGUGUGGCCUUCUCCCCCAGCUCCAAGUACAUUGUUUCAGUGGGGUACCAGCAUGACAUGAUUGUCAACGUGUGGUCAUGGAAGAAAAACAUUGUAGUGGCAGCCAACAAAGUCUCAAGUAAAGUGACGGCAGUGUCAUUCUCUGAGGAUUGCAGUUACUUUGUCACUGCUGGAAAUCGACAUAUCAAGUUCUGGUACCUGGAUGACAGCAAAACCUCUAAGGUCAAUGCCACAGUCCCCUUGCUGGGUCGCUCGGGAUUGCUUGGAGAACUGAGGAACAACUUCUUUGCGGACGUGGCUUGUGGAAGGGGCAAAAAAGCUGACAGCACUUUCUGUAUCACAUCCUCAGGCCUGCUCUGUGAAUUCAAUGAAAAAAGGCUGCUAGACAAGUGGGUGGAGCUGAGGAAUACAGACAGCUUCACAACCACUGUGGCAAACUGCAUCUCUGUGAAUCAUGACUACAUCUUCUGUGGCUGCGCUGACGGCACCGUGCGGAUUUUUAACCCUCUGAACCUUCACUUUGUCACCACUCUGCCGAAGCCACACUUCCUGGGAACAGACAUCGCAAGUGUGACUGAGGCCAGCCGUCUUUUCUCUGGUGUGGCUGAUGCGAAGUAUCCAGACACAAUUGCCUUGACCUUUGACCCCACCAACCAGUGGCUUUCCUGUGUAUACAAUGACCACAGCCUGUAUGUGUGGGAUGUCAAAGACCCGAAGAAAGUGGGCAAGGUGUACUCUGCUUUGUAUCACUCUUCCUGUGUGUGGAACAUUGAGAUGUAUCCAGAGGUGAAGGACAACAAUCAGCCCUGCCUCCCCCCUGGUUCUUUCAUCACCUGCUCCUCUGACAACACCAUUCGUCUGUGGAACACUGAAAGCUCCAACAUCCAUGGCACAGCCCUGCACCGCAACAUCCUCAGCAAUGACUUGAUGAAAAUCAUCUAUGUAGAUGACAACACUCAGGUACUUCUGGACACUGAUUACAACUCAGCAGGAAGUGCAGAGAAAGCUGAUGCACAAGUGCUGGAUACAAAGGUGGGGAUACGCACGGUCUGUGUGAGUCCCAGCGGGGAGCACCUGGCCUCGGGGGACAGGAUAGGCACUCUCAGAAUAUAUGAGUUGCAGUCUCUGAAGGAAAUGCUGAAGGUGGAAGCCCAUGACUCUGAGAUCCUAUGUCUGGAAUACUCCAAACCCGACACAGGUUUAAAGCUCUUAGCCUCAGCCAGUCGGGAUAGAUUGAUUCAUGUCUUGGAUGCUGGGAAGGACUAUAGCCUGCAGCAAACCCUGGAUGAACAUUCUUCUUCCAUCACUGCAGUGAAGUUUGCAGCCAACGAUGGGAAAGUGAGAAUGAUAAGCUGUGGGGCGGACAAGAGCAUCUAUUUCCGCACUGCGCAGAAGACAGGAGAAGGGGUCCAGUUUACCCGAACACAUCACAUUGUUAGGAAGACCACACUUUAUGACAUGGAUGUGGACCCCAGCUGGAAAUACGCAGCUAUUGGAUGCCAGGAUCGUAACAUAAGGGUUUUCAACAUAAGCAGUGGGAAGCAGAAGAAGCUUUACAAGGGAUCCCAAGGUGAAGAUGGCACCCUUAUCAAAGUGCAAACAGACCCUUCUGGUCUUUACAUUGCAACCAGUUGUUCUGACAAGAACCUCUCCAUCUUUGAUUUCUAUUCUGGCGAGUGUGUUGCAACCAUGUAUGGACACUCAGAGAUUGUAACUGGGAUGAAAUUCAGUAAUGACUGCAAACAUCUGAUCUCUGUUUCUGGUGACAGCUGCAUCUUCAUCUGGCGUCUGAGCUCAGAGAUGACCAUCAACAUGCGGCAGCGACUGUCUGACAUGAAACAGAGAGGGAAGCAGGUGGAGAAGUCUCCUCCUCACAAGGCAGCUGGACUCAUGAGGCAUGAGUCCAUCUCUGCCUUGUCCUCUGUGCCUGCACUCUCAUCAGACAGUGACAAGGAUGGUGAAGAUGAAGGGAAUGAUGAAGAUGAGUUACGAGGGCUGCAGUCUUUCCAUAUUCAGUCCAACUGCAACACUGAGAGAGACUCAGAUCCAGACCUUACCCUCUCAAGAAGCCUUUCCCAAUGGGAAAUGAGGAGGGCCAAAGAGAUAGCAGCAAUCCAGCGUUCAGAGGCACCAAUGAGCAAGAUGCCCCGGCAACGUGGUCGCUGGUCCCAGCCAACCAGCAACAUAGAGAUGACUGUGAAAUCCAUGCUUGACCUGCGCCAGCUGGAGUCCUUCUCUGUUUCCCGUUCUCCAAGUCGGGACUCUCUGUCUCAAAACAGCAAUGGGGAUGACAGAGAAGAGCACACUGACCUUCCGGUGCACAUCAACAAAGUUGGCAGCUCAAUACCUCCCCAAGAUAACGGGUCUUGUGUGCGACCCCAAGUGAUUCGGCUUGUGUCUUGUGAAGAGGGGAUUUUCUCUCAGGAACUGGAACCUUCUGAGAGUGAGGAAUGUGUAAUCUAUCCUGAGCAAGAUGAAAUCCAUCCCACAGACUCUAGCAGUGAGUUCCAGGUAAAAGCACUGCCCCAUGGGAAGCUCUGCAGAGGUUAUCACAGUAAUGGGUGUCCAGAUAAACACAGCCCAGACAGUGCCUGCUCUGUAGAUUACAGCAGCAGUCGUCUGUCCAGCCCAGACCAUCCAAAUGAAGAUUCUGAAGGCACUGAACCUCUAAGUGUAGAUGGUGUCUCAGACCUGGAUGGAGAAGAAGGAGAAGAGGAUGUGGGUACUAGCAUGCCGGAGGGAGAAAUUCCUCAGAUACCUGAUCAGGAAAAGUUCCUCAAGGAGCAUUUUGGGACCCUGAGCAACAGUGAUGGAAAAGGUGGCUCAUGUAGGAAUCUGGAGAGAACCGAAAACCUCAGCAUUUCCUCUCGCUUUCUUUCCCAGUCCCCGGCUCUCAGACGACUGUCACUCUCUUCGUCAAAUCUGACACUGGAUUCAAAGCCCAUUGAGCCACCAACCCAGACCAGUCAGUUUACACCAAACCUGUUGAAAAAUGACAGCAGCCAUCCUGGUGAUGCAUUGGAGAACAGCCAGCUCCUGGAGAGUGUAAAUUCAAAUCGAGCUAUUUAUGUGCAGAAGAAACGCAGAUCAGCUUUGGAGGCCAGCAGAGUUGGUAUGGCUCCUGGACGGGUUAUUGCCUCCUUUCCAGAAGGGCCUGUGAAUGCAGUCAUGAGAAAGGCACAGUCAGUGCAUGACCUCGUGCAUGAGGAUAAGGGUCCUGGAGUGAUAUCCUCUGCCAAGCAGCGUCCUCAGACUCUUUUGGUGGUUGAGAAGGAUCCCAGACCUAACAAUUGCAGGGUGUUAUCAGCCAGUAUGUUGAAGAUGGAUGGAUCUGGUGCUCUGCUGGCCAAAGAUGUCAGGGCCGCAAAACCAAAGUCCUACAUGAACCCCACAACCAGCUUCCGGGCUAAGAUGUCAAGGAGCGUAUCUGUAGGGGAAAAUCUGUACCUUGGUUGCUCCACUGAAAUGUUGACUGAUGGGAGGACUAGUCCUCCAGUGACAGAGAAGACACAAUUUAGUUCCACACCAGAUGCUGAGAAGAUUAAGCUACCAGUGAAAGAAAAUGUUCCAGUGAAACCUGCACUCCAGCCAGUUGUAAACUGCUCAUCUCCCAAGUCCUUCCACAGCAAGUUGGCAUCAUCAAACCGAGCACAUCUGAUUCUUGACAUUCCCAAGCCAUUACCUGAUAGACCCACACUGGCCUCCUUCUCACCCACUACCAAAACAAAAGCCCUGCUUGAGCCACAGUCUCCACAGUCACCUGCUGGGGCCUCUAAAAAGAAACCCUCUUUUCCUGAGCUCCGAGCCUCCAAGAGGGAGAAUCAAACUGCUGGGUCUCUGGUUCCUGGUAGAGAGAUCCCAACAGGAGUUGCUAAGGAGAGCCCAGUGGAUUAUCCAGUCUCAAGGACAGAUUGCCAGGAUGAGCCAGGGGUCACUAGUCUAAAACUGAGGGAGGUGUCAGAGGGCCAGCCCCUAAGGUCUCCUGAGAGCACACUGCCCAGGGGCAGGGAGCAGAUCACCGGCAUCGCCUGUGUGCUAGACGGCCAACCUGGACUUUGCCCACUAGACCCCAUCAGGCCGAGGUCUCCUACAUCUGUAACUGCCUUGGCACAGGUCUCAGGUGUGCAUGGAUACCCAUCUCUUAUCUUCCCCCUUCUGUCUCCUGUCUUUGUGAACCGCCUCACGAUCCCAUCACAUUUCUUUACGUCCAGCUUCUGGCCUGUCUCGUCCUGUCUGCACCUGUCUCGUUCCAUAAACCAUCCCCUCAAUGAAUCAGGCAUCAGCAUAGAGCAGUGUGAGCACGUGGUAUCCGAGCUCCAGGACAGCAUGCGCAGAGCCCUUCACCUUUACCGCAGGGUAUUAAAUGAUACAGAAUCUUCUACUGACAAAGAUAAAAUAGCAGGCCUCCUGACAGAGACAUUCUCCUCAAUGAAGAAAGAAUUGGACUCUCUGAAGGAUGCAGAAGAGCUUCCAAAAGAUAAGGAGGCACCGGUGAAGCCACAAGAUAACAGUAGCCCACUGAAUGAGGGAUGUGGUGCCAAUCUACCGAGUCCCAAGAGCUUAGGAGAUGAGCAGACACUAGCUUUGUUGGAACAGUACUCGGAGCUAUUGCUGCAAGCUGUGGAACGGCGCAUGGACAAAAAACUCUAAGAGGGGUGGCUUUCAGGUGUUUGUGAAUACACAGAAGUAAUCACAAGAGAGGACCACAGAGAGAGCUUCAGACCAAUGCUACCUACCAUCAGCUGGUCUAGGGCUGGUGGGGAUACCUUUAUAAAUUGAUUUCCUCAGGCUCCAACAACUGACUUGUUCCAAUUCUUAGCAAUGUGCUGGCCACAGUUUUAGCAUUUGUUUCCCAAUGGUCUUCAACUUCCUGUCUCUAAACAAAGUCUUGAAAGAGGAGUUUGGAGAAAUUGCCUUGAAAUUUCUUCAUAGCCAGGAGGUCAGGAUGUUUGACACCUAAAAAGACAAAGAAAAUCCAGUUUAUCCAAAUUCUGAACUGCUGACUAAAAGCAAAGGAGUCCAUGUGAAGCCAAUCCCUUCCUCUCCGAGACUUCAUGAGAAUCAAGAAUCAGACUUUUAAUGGGUUUAUUUAUUAAUUUAUUUCUCUUGACUGUUGUUCUAUGCCACAUUUGUGGCUGUUAUCUUUGUCCUUUAAAAAAACUGUCAAUCCCUUUGCCAUAUCCCAGCGAGAAACAAUCUGUAUUAUAAACCCCCAACAAGGAGACAGGCUGGAGUGUCUGUGCAAUUAAUGAACUGUUCUUUGCUUAGAUCUUGUCUUGCUGUUCUUGCUUUUCCUGCCUUAGUUUUGUUCCCUGUAGUAAUCCUGCUGUUGUUAUGACAACCCUGUCUGCUUUCCUCUUGUGUCAAGACAGUCCCCACACUGUAUUUUAUCUGCAUUCACCUCCAGGGAAAGGCUCUGUAUGCCUUGGGCCAUGCUUUGGAGAUUACUUUAUGAAUUCAUUAGUAGUAUUUUUAAUCUGGAAUUUGAUGUUACAUUGAUACUUCAGACCGGGUUUUCUGCAGACAUUUUAAAAAUUGAAAUUAGAUACAAUACUAAAGUUUGUUUCAGCCACCUUUCAUGAUUAGGAGUUGGAUAUUGACUUUGAUGUUAUGAUUUAUUUGUGGAGAAGUGACAUGAAAAAGCUGGUUUCCAUCUCUUACAGUGUGACUCUGAAUUUGAGAGAUCUUUGGUGCCAUGGGUCAUCUGUGUCAUUUGUUCAUUUCUCUGUGACAGGAAAAUGAAUUCUCUUUGCCUUUACAGGAAAACAGGAUAUUUACAUCCCAAGAAGGCUGGGAUUCUCUUGCCUUUUGUAAAGCUGUUUCAAAUCCCCUCAGAAAAUUAUUUCCUAAGAACUUCAAAUGAGAUAUUUUCAAAUGAGACCAUUUCUCCAGCCUCUUUGCUUUUCAUGAAUUUCUGGUCUGAGAAACAGAAAAUCUUCUCUUCUUGCAUUUUUAUGUGCAAUAUUCUUCUUGCCCUGUGGAGCUUCUCUAAACCCAUGCUGACUUGUGUCUGUUGUGGCUUAAAAUUGUCCAGUGAUGUUUUUAGGUCAAUGAUAUAAGCUAAGAAAAAAAAAAUUAAACCAAUGAAAUUCUUCAGCACCUUCCCCCUUACUCCCACUCCUUUCAACAACAGGGGCAAAUACACAAAAUGUUUUAUUUCUUCCAUCUCCAGUCUGUCUUGCAUUUAUUUUAAGGCAGAGCAGUGUAAUCCCAGUUCAUAAACCUAAUGCAAGCAACAAGCCUUUGGUGGGAGACAGACCGCUAGCAUCUGUGGAAGUCAGUCAGAGGCAGCCAGACUGCAUCAUUUGGUUGCACAGGUUACAGGGUGGAAGCAGUUUUCUUUCAUUUUACUGUUCUGGCUGCUUCUGUCUGAAAUCCUGUGGCACUUGGAAAUGUGGUCUGUUGGCUUCUCUGUCUUUCUGUGACUGCAGAUCUGCAGUGCAGCCUUUCUUUCUACUGGUCUGGCCAGGCUGGCAUAGGACAACCUGUUUCUCGUGAGUAACUUUAGGGCUGAAUAAUCUGCAGUUCUGUCUCUCCCCAGAUCUCUCUGUGAUCCCCAGGUUUGCUGCCUGAUCACUACUGAGUGCUUCAGGACAUGGCAGUAUAGGGAACUCUUGGAGAGCUUUCCAGCUACUUCUGCCUGUAAUUGAAAUCUGCCUAAUCAUGUUUCAGGUGUCCUUGCUAACCUUUACUUCCAUGGUCUUGUACUGAAACUCUAAAGGGGUUAUUUUCUAGUCCUGUCUCUGCACUGUAUUGUGCUGAAUCAGCUGGUGUGCUUGGUCCCAUGAGCAGCUUCUCUUGCACAGACAGGUUUUGCAAAGGAAGGCAAGUUGGAAACCAGAGAGGAAAUUUCUGGCAGUUUCUCUGAGUGAAAAGGUGAGCUGGAGAUGCCAUGAGUGGAAUGUGUGAUGACAGUCAUGUUGGAUCUGUGAUGGGAGUUAGCGUGGGUCAAGCUUGCUUUUGAGGUGACCAGUUCCUCCAUUUUCAGACUGUGAACAUAUGUCCUAGUAUACAGGAAAUUUCUUGCUGUACUGGGGCCACAAGACACUCAGGAAAAAUAGCAGUCCCUUGAACCCAGGUAUAUUUCGGUACUGUUGAUAAUGGUUUGAGGGUUCUUUAUAGUACUUCCUUGUGCAAUUUUAUACCAUUUUAUAAUUUAAACUUUGAGAUAGUGACAAAAAGGUCAGAGAUGAUGCAGAAGAGCCAGUGGUGAGAAUGAAAUUACCACGAAGGUAAAGGGCAACAACCAGCAAAGCUGGCAUAGACAUAUGAAACAAAGCUCCUUGGAAAUAAGUUGUGUGAAGCAAAUCUGAUUUUUAAGCUGAUCAGAGUGGGUUUUGUUUCCUGGAAUGGAUUUUACUUGAGAUCAUGGCUGUAUACAGGAAACCAGAGGUAAAAUCUGAUCAGAAUGAUGGCAAGAAAAGUAUUGGGCAAGUAGAUCAGUUGGAGAAUAGUUGUGUAGUUUAAAAUAAAUUUAGAAUAGUAUAUGUAGAAGACUUAGGAAAAUAGAGUAGAAGUAGAGAUGGUCUUGGUCUGAGGAACACCAUUUGGCCAAUACCUGUGAAGGAUACAGUACCAAAAGGUUUUGGGAAAGUAGAUAUAGGACUUGGAGAUGGUGAGCUGUAAUUGAAGAAUGAAUUGGAAGGAGUUUGUUUUAAAAUAUGUUCUAUUGAGCCUCUUGCUUCUUGCUGUUCUCUAAGCAACUAUUUUUUUCUUAAAUGGCAAAAUCAUGAGCUGCUUGUUCAAGGCUUUGAUGUUUUGAAUUGAGUAGUAGAAGCCCAGUAAAGGAGACGCUGGUGCCACAAGUUUGUUGCUGAGAGGGGUGAGGAGAUAGUGUUGCUCUUUAUGAUUUAAGACUGAUCCAACUAAUUCUUCCCUGCUAACUUCCUAUUGCUGGCAGUAGGAAAUAUUCCUAAAACCCCUAGUUUACAGAACAAAGAGAGCAUAAAUGCAUUGCAUUUGCACCUUGUGAACAUGUUUCACCACAGGCUGUCCAUUGGGCCAGGUAGAGAAAUAAUGAAUGGUAACUGCCUGGGAAGUGAGGAGGUUUGUUGGAGGAGGUAAUAAAUUUGAGUCUAUCCUUCUUAAUGGUUCAUGAUCCCUCUUACUGGUUUGUGUGGGUGUUAGCAUAGGCACAGCAAUUAAGAUAAGUUAUUUGUUUAACAUAAAGCCUGAAAAAAUAAUUUUGACCUACCUAUCCUCUUUACAUAUAUUUUUCCCCCUUCAACCCAACAUUCCUGAUCAAUAUGAGAAGUUUUAGGUUUCUUUUCCAUCUUGUAAGUAGUACUGCUUUGCCUGUGGAAGGCCUCAGUUUGUUCUGGGGCUCUCUUGAACUGGGACAGUAGGAAGGGCUGCAACCUGAGAGGGCAGCAAACUCUUUUAUUUCCUGCUGCAGGCAGGUAACACCUUCCUCCUCCUCAUCCCUCAGCAGCACCCAGGAGCUGUGUGUAUGGGAGUCCGCAUUUCUUCCACCUCCUCUCUCAGGUUGUCCUCUCCUUUCCAUGCGACCUCCCAGGUGAUGAAUGGGGCAUGGCCUUACAGCAGCCCCCUUCCCAGCCUCCCCGUUUUGCAGACUUCAUCAUGACUCAGAGGAAUUGGGACGUUUCUUUCCGGGAGUAGAAACAUACCAACUUAAUUUUUUAAAAAGAACAAAUAUGUAUAUAAUUAUAUAUAAGAAAAAAAAAAAUGAAAUGCAGGUAUUUAAACACCCUUGGUAAAUUCAUGCAUGUAUACAGUGUCUUCCCCCCACCCCGUUGGAUGUGUAGCAUCCAGGACACUAAAUGACAUAAAACCUCAUUGAAAUGGUAGACAGGUCUAGCAGUCCCCCGAGAGAGCAGGUGCUUCCUUCUCUGGGUGGGUCCGGCGUGUCCCAUGUUUGAGAUCGUGUGUGUGAAUGACACGGGGCGCUGGGGCUGUGUUCGUGUCACCACGGGGGACACGCGCGGGCGGCCGCCUUCGGAACAAGCCAUGUCCGCCCCGCGUGUCCUUCCUGCGCCCUCGCUCCAGGCGGGCACCUCCUCACCCCUGUUCGCCCGCACUGCCCUUUCCUUCCGUCUUCUAAAACACAGAACAAACAACCCACCCCACCCCCACCCCCCCCGCUUUAUUUAUAAAUGCGUGUUUUUAUACUUUUGGCUUUAGGUAAAAUAAUACUUUGUCUUUUUUUUUUUUUUUUUUUUACUUAUUAUUUGGGAAAAAAUUAAAAAUUCCGUUUGUUGGGGUUUUUUUUGUUGUUGUUGUUUUUUUUUUUUUUUUUUUUUUUCACUGUGAGGCUCCCGCGGGAGCUGUUUUUAACUCUGUAUCCAUUUGUACUUCGUGUCUUAAACUGUUUCAAUAAAAACGUGACCAUUUGUUACCGA